AUGGAUCAUACAAUUGCGCCCUCACAAGGCCGUCCCGUCGCCAAGAAUCUCACCGUUGCCCAGCAGCAAUGGUUGGCUGGGGUAAUUGCAUCCAUGAAGGAUAAAAUUAACACGAAACUCGAACCCAACCACGACGCCAGGACGCCCCUUGAAAAGGUCCUGGCAGAUGAUCGUGCCCUGAAGCACAUGCAUCAUUGGUAUGAUGGGGUCAUGCGGGAGGCAGAAUGCAUGCAGUUGGGCAGCUCACAAAUGCCCAACUUUCACGCCUUGUGGGUAGCCCGCCGUGCCGAACUCGGCAGAGGACCACCUCUUCCAAAGGAGCAAACCUUAGCAUACCAAUUGGCCAUCGCCAAAGGUCAAAUUACCGCCGGCAACAACGAGUGA
Molecule: messenger RNA, 384 nt
Organism: Puccinia graminis f. sp. tritici CRL 75-36-700-3
Lineage: Eukaryota; Fungi; Basidiomycota; Pucciniomycetes; Pucciniales; Pucciniaceae
Exons: 2
Coding region: 1-384 (127 amino acids)
Source: RefSeq, a predicted model, not a curated record